AUGAGUGGGGACUGCCGGUACUGUGACGAAGCACAGUGGUUCAACGAGAAGAUGCGGUACACGGUCUUCAAGAACGGUCUGCGGAGCGAGCGAUCGAUUGAAGCUGCCUGCGAGUGGGUCGUGGCGAAGGGACUGCACCGUCCUGUGUGCGAAGAUUACGAUGUCGAUUGCCAAACUCGCGGGCAUGUCUACAGCACGAGCGGGUACGGCAGAAGCAGGGUCGUCGAUGGUAACUCGGGAGAAAUUGGUGUGGCGACAGGAGUACACGGUCUGGUGGGAAAGAUGAACUCAAACAAGGCGAAGGUGCAGAGUCCGGAUACGGUCAUCAGCUUGAUGCUAGUCAUGGAGAGGCUUACUGGUGCGGUCGUGGGCGUUGGCUACGGUGGACUGGAUUGGUGCGCACGAGAACAAGCUGGCCACGGUUUGGCUGGGAAAGACAUUGAGCGUGAAGGUCGACGAGCCUGCGUACCUGUCGGUGAGGACGAAGCGGAUAUCGAGUUUGAAGAACAAGGCGUGGCUGAGGUGCCGGUGGAAGCAAGCUGCAACGAGGCUGUGGACGAGGUCAGGGCGGAUCACACGGAUGCUACGUACGACUCGGAGAUGUCGUUGCCCAAGGUCAAGAACGGAACGGUCGCUGAGUGCUUGGUCGGGACCAAGGUCCUGCGGGCCGAAGUGAGGACGGUUGUUGUGCCUGUGGCGCACUCGGCUGAGUCAAGAACAGUGAGCUGCCAAGAGGUCGAAGUGGGUGCGGUCGUCGAAGAGCAAGUGAGAACGAUAACCAUGCCAGGGGGGCAAGAACAGUUUGGUGCUGUGGUGGAAACGUUUCCUGGUCAAGAUGCCGCGGCCUGCUCAGCCGCCAUGGAAGCUGUGGCACAUGCGGCGAACGCGCGCCUACGCGGGGAUCAGGACGGAGGUCAUGGGGCCGGCGUGGCUCGAGGCGAGCGUGUGAGGCGAGCCAAGGACGAGGGGUCGGUGGACGUACCGGCCGAGCUCGGCGAGAAGAGCAACGGCGAGAAGAGCAAGGGCGAGAAGAGCACGGAGUGA
This is a messenger RNA of Phytophthora sojae, 1044 nucleotides long. RefSeq lists its product as hypothetical. Lineage: Eukaryota; Oomycota; Peronosporomycetes; Peronosporales; Peronosporaceae. The transcript is spliced from 5 exons. The record is from RefSeq and is a predicted model, not a curated record. Bases 1 to 1044 code for a protein of 347 amino acids.